GGCACUUUGGUCAUUUCAAGCUCCACAGUUUUUGCCGUGCCAAAAAAAUAAAUAAAUAAAAUAACGAACAACUGAACACAAGCAGGGAGACCUCAGUUCCUAAUCUGAAUCUGUUCUCCGGUUCUUGUUCUUUUCGUGGGAGAUCAAUUAGUUAAUCUUUGAUACCAGUUCCUGUUUCUUACAGUUGAGUAAGUUUGAUAGCAUCUCUUCUUAUUCAGCGCCGAACGCAAAAUGAUUACAAACUUCAAUGGAUUUGGCGUUGGCCUUGGUUUUGGUGUUGGUUGCGGCUUCGGAGUUGGAUGGGGUUUUGGAGGGAUGCCUUUGAGUCUCUUUGGGCUUGGUGCAGGUGGUGGCUGUGGGGUUGGCUUUGGCCUUGGAUGGGGCUUUGGGUCUGCCUAUGGUAGCCAGUACAGAUCGUCUAGGGUCACAUUCCAAGGCUUAGAAUUUGGCAAAGAGGACCGAACUAAGGAUGGUGAGUUCAAAGUAAUACCAAAAAGCAGCAAGGAAAUUCGUGAGUCACAGUAAUCUUUUCAGUUUGGAGAUGAAUUAAGAUCUGUAACCAAUGAAGUAUGAAUUAGAGAAAUGUCACAGUUUAGUGCAUUAUCCACAAGUUUUUGCCUGCAAACAGUCAUAUUGAACAGGGUACAUCCUGGAUUUACUUUUGUAUUUGAGAUGUUUAAGGUUCAGUUUGGAGUAAUGUAAGUUCAGCGAGAGGAAUCAAUGAAAUUGAGUGGAGUUUCUUUUACGAAGUGAAAUUCCAUCCA
Theobroma cacao (cacao) is the source of this 764-nucleotide messenger RNA. RefSeq lists its product as uncharacterized. NCBI's taxonomy places the organism in Eukaryota, Viridiplantae, Streptophyta, Magnoliopsida, Malvales, Malvaceae. The record is from RefSeq and is a predicted model, not a curated record.